AUGUGCACCAACCAAAGCCCUUGGGCCAUCAAUGACAGUUUUGCUUAUGGCUUCGCUGCUGUUAAACUUGCAGGAGUAAGUGAGUCGUCUUGGUGUUGUGCCUGCUAUGAAUUGACCUUCACAUCUGGCACAGUAAAGGGCAAGAAGAUGAUCGCCCAGGCUACCAACACCGGCAGUGAUCUCGGGGACAACCACUUCGACCUGCAGAUGCCAGGAGGAGGUGUCGGGGCUUUCAACGGAUGCACCGCCGAAUUCGGAGCUCCUUCCACAGGCUGGGGUCAGCAGUACGGUGGAAUUUAG
Messenger RNA from Ascochyta rabiei, 300 nucleotides. RefSeq lists its product as uncharacterized. Gene Ontology annotation, molecular function: cellulase activity. Gene Ontology annotation, biological process: carbohydrate metabolic process. The transcript is spliced from 2 exons. The record is from RefSeq and is a predicted model, not a curated record. Bases 1 to 300 code for a protein of 99 amino acids. NCBI's taxonomy places the organism in Eukaryota, Fungi, Ascomycota, Dothideomycetes, Pleosporales, Didymellaceae.